UACAAUGCUUCUUCCCCCACUCCUCUCUCUACAUUCUCUCACCCAUUUUCUGGAACAAACAAAAUCAUUCUCAAUCCUCAUUCAUUCCUUCACUCACAACCACAAUCCUCUCAUUGCUUUUAAAAAACAAAAAAACAAAAACUCUUAAUAUGGACCAGCCUAGAUUCGUGAUCUCGGCAACGGAGGCCCAACUCCUGGCCCAAUCCUCCGGCCUCCCCUCCGUCAACGAGGUCCUUCCAACCCUCGUCCCUACAGCCCAAUCCCUAGCCCGUCCUCCGAUCUCGAAAUUCCCCGUCGCCGCCGUAGGAGUCGGGAAAUCCGGCCGCAUCUUCAUCGGCGUCAACCUCGAGUUCCCUGGGCUCCCCUUCCACCACACCAUCCACGCCGAGCAGUUCCUCGUCGCCAACCUCCUCCUCAACUCGGAGCCCUCCCUCGUCUCAUUCGCCGUCUCCGCCGCGCCGUGCGGACACUGCCGCCAGUUCCUCCAGGAGCUUCCAAACGCCACCGACCUCAAAAUCGUAAUCACAAACCAAAGAAACCCAAACUUCUCCCCUCUCUCCCAAUUCCUCAACCACCGCUUCGGUCCCCGCGAUCUUCUCCCUGAUUCCGUUCCAUUACUCUUGGAGCCUCACAACCAUGGCUUGUCACUGCCAAACAAAUUCAACUCAAAUGAUUUCGAUCUGAAACUUGUGUUCGCGGCUUUAGAAGCCGCGAAUGCAUCUCACGCGCCGUACAGCGCGUCGCCUUCGGGCGCGGCGGUUAUGGAUUGCGAGGGGAAGGUGUAUAGAGGAUCGUAUAUUGAGUCAGCGGCGUAUAAUCCGAGCCUGGGGCCGCUUCAGGCUGCUAUUGUGGCUUACGUGGCGGGUGGAGGCGGCGAUUACGAGAGGAUAGUGGCAGCGGUUUUGGUGGAGAAAGAUGGCGCGGUGGUGAAACAGGAACACACGGCGAGGUUGCUCCUUCGGGCUAUCUCGCCCAAGUGCGACUUCAAGGCAUUGAUUUGUAGUCCCAAAAAUGAAGACUGAAUUCUCAAAUUUGCCCCGUUGCAAUAAUAAUAUUGGAUAA
Molecule: messenger RNA, 1062 nt
Organism: Arachis duranensis
Lineage: Eukaryota; Viridiplantae; Streptophyta; Magnoliopsida; Fabales; Fabaceae
Product: cytidine deaminase 1
Exons: 1
Coding region: 150-1022 (290 amino acids)
Cellular component (GO): cytosol
Molecular function (GO): cytidine deaminase activity; zinc ion binding
Source: RefSeq, a predicted model, not a curated record